GUGCUUCGGGUUGUAGCUCGCCAAUGACGAAGGCCGCUUGGGCGAUGGAGAUUACGCAUGGCCAAUGGUUAACGACGGCCGCCUGUUCCCUGGGGUUGGCAUUGUUGGUGUAAGAAAAGAGCUGGUGGAUGGCAGAUGGGGUUGUUCGUAUACUGGUGAGAAGGUCUGGGAGUUUGACUCUCCGUGUCAGUGAUUCCGAAAGAAACUCGUGGCUAUUUUGGUUUGGCUUUAGAAACUCUUGGUACAUAUUUACUUCAAGGAAGUGAGCUUUAGGCAUUACAGGGCUUCGAGCAAGCAAAGUGAUGUCACAACAACGGGUGAGAAGGAAUGGUUCUCCGACCUCGAGUAGCACUUCAAGCGGUGGAGGAGGAGCACCUGGUAGCCGUUUAUUGCCCAUGAGGGCUACUGUGCCCUUUCAACUAAAACAACAUCAACAUAGUAGUCCCACGCGUAAUGGCAGUGGUGGGGUGCGCACAGCUUCGCUCAGCACAAGUCCCACGCGUGGGUCAGCAGCCACAGUACUAUCUGUUUCUGCGGCACGCGGCAGCCCAAAUGUGGGCACCCAGACUGUGACGUCAUCAUCUCGCAGCCCGACUCGCGUUGGCACCAGCGCCUCGCGUGGAAGCCCCACGCAACAGAAUGGCUCCCGUGGAAGCCCUACUCGCCCCCCACAGCAAACAGUGUCCUCUGUGGCUACAAGCCCCCCUUCUCCUUGCUCGUCUCCCACUUUACUUUGGACAACAGAUGUGUCUUUUGCAUCUUCUGCAGCUACACCGGGAAGGAUCAGGCAUCCCCGGAGGUCCCCGGAGCACAGGAGUUCACCAGAAAGAAAAAGUCCAAGCUCACCUGUUUGCAAAGUAGACAAGCUCCGUCCACCUUCAGCUAGUCCGUCAAGUAUUAUUCGUCGCACUUCGUCUAUGGAUGCACUUGCCACUCCUUACCUGUCUGGACACUGGCCGCGGGACGGCCAUGGACAGCAGAGUGCACCUUGCAUGAGAGACAAAGCUACACAGACUGAAGCUGCUUGGGCCGAAGAGUAUUCAGAAAAGAAAGGAAACCAUAAACGUUCUGCAUCCUGGGGUAGCACAGACCAACUUAAAGAGAUUGCCAAGUUGCGACAGCAGCUGCAGCGCAGCAAGCACAGCAGCAGGCAUCACCGAGACAAAGACCGCCAGUCUCCUUUCCAUGGCAACCAUGCAGCUAUUAACCAAUCACAGGCUCCAAUCCCAAAGAGCGUCUUGAUCCCUGUGGCGAUACCCAUGUCAAAGUCGUCUAGUUCAAGGUUCAGAAACAGUGUGGAGGGACUCAAUCAGGAGAUUGAGAUUAUAAUUAAAGAAACUGGUGAAAAGGAAGAACAAAUCAUUCCACAGGAGGUUCCUGAUGGACGCCGAGCACCUCCUCCUUUGCCACAGAGAAGCAGUAGUACGCGUAGUAUAGACACACAGACCCCAUCCGGAGUGGACAGAGGCAGCAACAGCAGCAGUCGUUCGCAAUCUGUGUCCCCAGCCUCAUUCAUCACAGUUUCUAAUGAUGGCAGUGAGGAAAGCCCAUGCUCAGCAGAUGACAUCCUGACAGAUGCACGAGACAAAGAAAAUGGAAAUGGUUCACCACUGCCGAAGUAUGCAUCAUCACCAAAGCCAAAUAACAGUUACAUGUUUAAACGGGAACCUCCUGAAGGCUGUGAGAAAGUGAAAGUGUUUGAAGAAUCUUCGCCAAAGCAGCUACAUGAGAUCCCGUCUUUCCUCUGUCCAGAUAAAAACAAAGUGAACUUCAUUCCAAAAAGUGGCUCUGCCUUUUGUCUUGUCAGCAUUCUCAAACCACUCCUGCCAACACAGGAUCUGACUUUUAAAGGUUCCAGUCACAAUCUGACCAUUUCCUCUGCACCAACGGUUAUACAGCCUAUCACAGUUGCUUCUCUGUCGGCUAGCAUGGAGCAGGACCGGGUCUCAAGGGGAACCAGCACAGAUCACCAGCCUGUCCUGCUCAACCCACCAACACACUAUGAAGAAGCAGAGAGCUAAGCUGGAAGGUCCUGCACUUUCAAAAAGAAAAAAAGAAAAAAAAAAGUUUUACACUGCAUAUUGUAGGGACAGUAUUCCUGCGUGUGAUUCUGUGGUCUUUAUAAGCUACUCGGACUUUUUCGUGCUUCUCUCCCCAUGCAGGUGUCGCUGCACCAAUAGCACACAGCUUGGCAAAAUGGAACAUUCAGGGAGUAAACAGCGGCUCAGGUGUUCUGUUGGAUUAUGGGUAUUUAUACCAGCCCACACUUUAUUUUUUCUAAAUAUGGGGGGGAAGGAGUUGGGCUACUAAUCAAGACUUAAAACACCAGCAUUAUGGUGUCUUGUAAUAUAUGUUUGAGAAAAAAAAUCUUUCUUUUCUGCCGCCAACCAGAGGAAGAAGUAAUAAGUGCAUGCAGACUGCUGGUUAUACAGGAAAUUACAUCACAGUCUACAUCUCUUCAGGAAAAGCUUGCUGUUAGCAAGCUGUUCUAUCAGUGUUUUUCAUUAAUUUCUACGGAACGUUUUGUGUCUUUGUUGUUUUAGGAUUUUGAGCUCCUCACUGUUCACUUCACAAGAAUCGGAUUUCAAGUUUGCAUAGUUAGCACCUCAUAUGAGCUGUUUAAACUUUAGCUGUAGGGAAGCUGAUAUUAAAUCCUUGGAUUGCUGGCACACCCUGUUUACUCUAGCUGUUCACAGCAUGAAACUGUAGUUAAAAUUUAUAUAUGAAUAUAUAUUUAUACUUUUCUUUUUAAAAAGCAGUUCCUAAGUCAUGUUGCGCACUGGAGUUCAGAAAUUUUAAUUUUUUGUCUCAGUUAAGAACUUCCAGUGAUAUUAAGUAAUUUACAGUAGUUGGCAAGAAUGCAGUCAUUAAGACACUGGUUGUCUGGCUGUAACUUGCUAAUUUUGUUACGUUAAAAAAAAAAGAAAAAAAAAAAAAAGAAAGAGACCAAUUAAAACAUGUAGCUGGAGUAUUUUUUCAGCCAUUUUUGAGUUUUAGAUAAAGACCAAGUUCAAGCCAAAGGCACAUGGAAAUAAAUGGUACAGCAAUUAAAUCACAUUUAGGAAAAUGUUGUAGUCCAGAUUUCAGAACAAAAUCUUUGGCUGCUGUUUUCUGUUUUUUGUUAUGGUUAUUAAUGUAAUUCAGUUGUUACCAGCACUUAGCACAAAACUCGAGCUGGAUUGCAAAAAUGCAAAAUAAUGCCAGGAUGGUUUCAUUAACAAAAUGUAUUAAGCACAGGUUUCAGCGUGAUGCAGUAUUCAGUUUGCUGCAUACAACUCACACCAAUGUCUCAUUAUGCAGAAUGGAAGUUUGCUGCUAUUGUUCAAAAUAUUCUCUUACCACCUGGUAAAAAGCAAGUAUUCAUUUCUGCCUCAGUAUUAUACAGCCUGCCUUAGGCAGGCCAUGGUAGGUAAAUAGCUCAGCCUAAAAUCCAUGAUUAAAAAUACAGAUGUCACAAUAUCAGAUUUAAAGCAUCAUUAUAUGUUGUUAUUUUUUAUCAUUAUGGCAUUGUUUCAAUAUGUUGAUGUGUUUCUAGUUUUAGAAAUAACUUGUACAAGCUGUGAAGAGAUCAAAGGAUUUGGUCACACUUAGAGUGGGCUGCAGAGAAGAAAUGUGAUAGAUUUUCAGUUAUUGUGACAUUCAUCUGCUCGUGUGAUGGCAUGGUUACUCCUUUGUAGUCUAGCUGUGAACAGCAGCCCAAAGUUGUCAGCCAUAUGCAAAGGUUUACACUGCCAACUGCAAUAGGAAGGGGACCAUAUUAGCAUCAAGUAUUCAUUGUGAAGCAGUAAUUUGAGCAGUUCUAUUUCGUCUAGGUUUUGCUGAAGGAACCGGUAUUUUUUUAAUGGCCAGGUGGCUUGCAUGACUUUGUGUUUUUUUUUUAUUGUUGCUGUUGAAGAAUUGGCUUUAAAUGGCGUACAUGAACUUACCUGUACAUUGCUGUAAGCCAUGUUACAGACUAUAAAAAAAUUCAGGUUUCUCAGUUCUUAA
Protopterus annectens (West African lungfish) is the source of this 3987-nucleotide messenger RNA. RefSeq names its product family with sequence similarity 117 member B (gene FAM117B). Bases 303 to 2021 code for a protein of 572 amino acids. NCBI's taxonomy places the organism in Eukaryota, Metazoa, Chordata, Ceratodontiformes, Protopteridae. The transcript has 8 exons. The record is from RefSeq and is a predicted model, not a curated record.